Exophiala bonariae is the source of this 909-nucleotide messenger RNA. RefSeq lists its product as uncharacterized. Gene Ontology annotation, cellular component: nucleus. Lineage: Eukaryota; Fungi; Ascomycota; Eurotiomycetes; Chaetothyriales; Herpotrichiellaceae. Gene Ontology annotation, biological process: 7-methylguanosine mRNA capping. Gene Ontology annotation, molecular function: mRNA 5'-cap (guanine-N7-)-methyltransferase activity. The coding region runs from base 1 to 909 and encodes 302 amino acids. The transcript has a single exon. The record is from RefSeq and is a predicted model, not a curated record.
AUGAAAAUGGCAAACCAAUACGACGAGAUAGGCCUCGCAUACGAAUCGAUCAAACGCUUCCCAGCGGCCGUUCUCGAACGCAGGACCUUCCAAUCCGUCAUAACACCACUACUAUCGUCACGCAAGGACGUCAAGAUCCUCGAUCUAGCCUGCGGCACAGGCUAUUACACACGCCUCCUUGCUGAAUGGGGCGGCAACAGCAUCUCAGACAUACUGGGCAUUGAUCUCUCGCCUGUUAUGGUCGAAGCUGCAAGGGCAGCAUCUUCGCCCGCAACCUCAGCCUCGCAAUAUCCAGACGCUGAAGGGAAAGCGCCAAACGACGACAAGAUCACCUUUCAAGUCGGCGACUGCACGCAACCGCUGAAUCUAUCAUCUGGACCCUUCACCAUCGCAACAGGCGCCUGGCUGCUGAACUACGCGUCCUCCGCGGCCGCCAUGACGGGUAUGUUCCGCAACAUCGCGCAGAACCUGUGUGACGACGGCGUCUUCAUCGGCAUCACGCCCUAUCCCGCACCUGACCUCGACGCCUUCGCUGAAUCUUUCUCACCCUCCAACACCAACACCACCGCCACAUCCACAUCCACAUCCAUCAACGACGACCAAGCGAAAUACGGCGUGACAGUGCAGUACACGCGGCGCCUCGCGUCCGGCGAAGGCUACGCGACGAAAAUCACAGCGCACACGACGCCCGUGGAGAUUGCGUUUGAGAAUUUCCACCUCUCGCGCGAAGUCUAUGAGUUGUGUGCGAGGGAUGGGGGUCUGAGAGGGGACAUGCGCUGGGUUGACCCUGUGUUGCCGGCGACGGAUGAGGAGAGUCUAAGUGUGUAUGGCCAUGGCAUCGAUCUUGCUUGGUGGGAUUCGUACCGAGCGAGAAUGCAUUGUGCCGUUUUGGUGGUGAGGAAGUCGUGA